This is a messenger RNA of Ctenopharyngodon idella (grass carp), 4949 nucleotides long. It is a transcript of the gene lrfn4b, whose product is annotated as leucine rich repeat and fibronectin type III domain containing 4b. Gene Ontology annotation, molecular function: nucleic acid binding. The transcript has a single exon. Bases 1530 to 4832 code for a protein of 1100 amino acids. Gene Ontology annotation, biological process: DNA integration. NCBI's taxonomy places the organism in Eukaryota, Metazoa, Chordata, Actinopteri, Cypriniformes, Xenocyprididae. The record is from RefSeq and is a predicted model, not a curated record.
CUCCAUGCCUCUAGAGGUCCCCUGUGUUCCCCUCUGCCUUAGUUUUUCCACAUGGAUCCUUGUUAGCAUUAUCCAGGUCACCUGUGCCUUGUUUCUCCUAGGGUAUUUUAGUUGUGUUUUUUCCCCUUGUUCCUCACUUGGUUUUUGAGUCUUGGCCGCGUGCUUCCUGCUUUGUCUCUCCAAGUCUUUCCAAGCUAUCUCAAGUAAGGUGUUCUGAGUUAUUUGGUUAUUAAUGUUCUCUAGUUUUGUUUUCUCCCCUCGUGGAGUUUUUAUUUUCCCAUGUGGUUUUUUCCAUUAUCUCUUAUGUUAUUAAUACCUCUGUCUGAGAAGAACUUUUGUUGGAUUUUUGCUUGAAAAUACUUUUUUUUUAUUAAAUCUACAUUGCCUGGAGUUCUGCCUUGAGUGUUUCGUUUGGGUCCAACAUCACAGUCUCUGUGGCCUUGUGGCAGAUAUCUCAACCACCACACCAGAGACCCGAGUUCUAGCCCGGCUUGUGACAGAAAAACCAAGUCACUCAUGGACCCAGAGACACUCGGUUCCAAGGAUCUGUUGGCGGUGAUUGCUCAACACGAGGCAUCUUUUCAGCGCCAUGAAGCCGUUCUCAGCCGACAAGAAGAGCUAAUGGCCAAACACUCUCAACUCCUGGCCGAUGUGAUGAGUUCCAUCCGCCAGCUCUUUGAACGCCUCCCUGGUUCUUCACCUUCCUCUGUAUCACCUCAGAGUGGCGACAGGCCUUCUCCCGUGGUGGAGCCCCGACUGCCACCUCCAAAACCCUUCACUGGAGAUCCCAGUUCCUGCCAGGGUUUCCUCACCCAGUGCUCCCUCACCUUCGAGCUCCAACCCUCAAGUUUUCCCACAGACCGCUCCAAGAUUGCUUACAUUAUUACCCUUCUCUCUGACAAGGCGCUCUCUUGGGCCUCCGCAGUGUGGCAAUCUCAGGGUGCCUGUUGUGAGUCCUACGCGGCAUUUGUGGAAGAGUUCAAGCGAGUGUUUGAUCAUCCUGUCAGUGGUCGGGAGUCUUCCAAGCGCCUACUCACUCUCCGUCAGGGUUCCCGUAGCACAGCAGAUUUUGCCAUUGAGUUUCGGACCAUAGCGGCAAAGAGCGGAUGGAACGAUGAGGCACUGAGGGUCUGCUUUCAGGGAGGGUUGUCUGAGCCCCUUCAAGAUGAGUUAGCCACUCGAGAACCAGCUGAGGAUCUCGAGUCCCUCAUAGCAAUGGCCAUCCGCCUAGACAAUCGCCUGAGAGAGCGGAGGGCGGCUCGCCGCAAGGAGUCUCAGUCCCAAGUUCCUCUGAGCAGGUCUGUUUCUCCAGUUUGUAUUCCUUCGUCCAGAGGUUCCCCAGCUCCUGAACAGCUCCAUGAUUCCCCGGAGGACAUGCAGUUGGGCCGUUCCAGGCUUUCUCCCAACGAGAGGGAACGUCGCAUGAGGGAGCGUCGUUGCCUUUACUGCGGUGCUUCCGGCCACUUCCGCUCCACUUGCCCCGAGCUUUCGGGAAACGCCUGUCCCCGCCCAGCAACAGGAGGGCUGUGAUGGGGAAGAUUAGAGCUCCUCCUGCUAACGCCGUCCUAGCUGUUCCAGCUACCUUGGCCUGGGAGGGCCACCAGCAUCUGGUCCAGGCUAUGAUUGAUUCUGGUGCCGCAGGCAACUUCCUGGAUCUAACCUUGGCUAAGGAACUUAAGAUCCCUACCCAACUUCUUCCUCACCCCCAGGCAGUUACCGCUUUGGAUGGCAGACCUCUGGAACCGGGCAAAGUAACAGAGGCCACUCAGUCCCUGCAACUUACUAUCUGUCAACACCAGCAGGAGGAGACCUUCUAUCUUAUUGACUCCCCCGAGUACCCUAUUAUCCUGGGUCAUCCUUGGCUGCGAAGACAUAAUCCCCAUAUCGACUGGCUCACUAGCACCAUUCUAAGCUGGGGUUCCACUUGCCAACUCACCUGCCUGCGUCAGAGUCCCCCAGCUCCUAGUUCUGAGUUUCAAGAGUCUGUCGACCUGUCCCGAGUCCCUAGUGUUUAUCAUCAGUUCAAGGCAGUGUUCAGCAAGUCCCGGGCUACCUCCUUACCACCUCACCGCACUUACGACUGUGCUAUUGAUCUGCUCCCUGGCUCCUGCCCUCCCAGGGGUCGGAUCUUCUCCUUAUCUCCCCCCGAGCGCUCGGCUAUGGAUACCUACAUUAAGGAGUCUGUGGCAGCUGGCAUCAUCCGUGCCUCUACUUCCCCGGCUGGGGCGGGUUUCUUCUUUGUUGAGAAGAAAGACGGGGGUCUUAGGCCUUGUAUUGAUUACCGGGGCCUCAACAAGAUCACGGUUAGGAAUCGAUACCCCCUACCUCUCAUGGCCACGGCUUUUGAGCUGCUUCAAGGGGCUUCCAUUUUUAGUAAACUGGAUCUCCGCAAUGCUUACCAUCUUGUGCGUAUCCGGCAGGGGGACGAAUGGAAGACUGCCUUCAACACCCCCACGGGCCACUAUGAGUAUCUCGUGAUGCCGUUCGGGCUCACCAAUGCCCCCGCAGUGUUCCAAGCACUGAUUAAUGACGUUCUCCGGGACCUGCUUAAUCAAUUCGUCUUUGUAUACCUGGACGAUAUCCUCAUUUUCUCAAGGUCACUGGAGGAGCAUGAGGGGCAUGUUAGCAGGGUUCUCCAGAGACUCCUUGACAAUCAUCUCUACGUAAAGCCCGAGAAGUGUGAUUUUCAUGUUACCCAGGCUCAGUUUCUCGGGUUCAUCGUCACUCCUGGCCACCUGGAGAUGGACCCUAAGAAGGUUGAGGCAGUUCACAACUGGCCCAUACCUGCCACAGUCAAGGAGGUUCAACGUUUCAUUGGCUUUGCGAACUUCUAUAGGAGGUUCAUUAAGAAUUUCAGCUCUGUGGUGGCCCCCUUGACGGCGCUUACCAAGGGAGGAGGAGCCAAGAUUCACUGGGGUCCAGAGGCAGCAGGGGCUUUCGAGGAUCUCAAGCGCCGCUUCACUUCCGCUCCCAUUCUUGUGAUCCCUGACCCAGAAAAACCUUUCGUGGUGGAGGUGGACGCCUCAGAGGUGGGGGUAGGGGCCAUCCUAUCUCAGAGGGGUGAGGAUGGAAAGUUACACCCUUGCGCCUUCAUGUCCCGCCGCCUGUCGGAUGCUGAGCGCAACUACCACGUGGGGGAUCGUGAAUUGCUCGCGGUAAAACUUGCCUUGGAGGAGUGGCGCCACUGGCUCGAGGGGGCUCAGCACCCUUUCCAGGUUCUUACAGACCACAAGAACCUAGAAUAUCUCCAGCAGGCUAAGCGGUUAAACACUCGGCAAGCUCGAUGGUCUCUGUUUUUUAAUCGAUUCCAGUUUCUCCUAUCUUACAGACCCGGCACCAAGAACGUCAAGCCGGAUGCCUUGUCUCGAGCCUACUCUCCCGAGACACAAGAGAAGCCUUUGACAUCGAUUAUUCCGAGGUCUAGGAUUGUCGCGCCCCUUCAGUGGGAACUGGAAAGGGUGGUGCGAGAGGCCCUUGCCCGUGAGCCCGAUCCAGGAGGUGGUCCCGCUGGACGCCUGUUCGUUCCUCUAUCUGCCCGGGCCCAGGUCUUGCAGUGGGGUCAUGAGUCUCCCUUGACUUGCCAUCCAGGAACUGCUCGCACACUUGACUUCCUCCAGCGGCGGUUUUGGUGGCCGUCCAUCAAAAAUGACGUUAAGGUCUAUGUGGAGGCCUGCCCCGUGUGCAAUCAAGGAAAGUCUACACGUCAGCGUCCUCAAGGACUGCUCCGUCCCUUACCUGUCCCCCGCAGGCCAUGGUCGCACCUUUCUCUGGACUUUGUUACGGGACUCCCACCAUCCCAGGGCAACACAGUCAUCCUGGUGGUUGUAGACCGGUUCUCUAAAGCUGCCCGGUUCAUUCCCCUGCCCAAGCUGCCUACGGCCAAGGAGACUGCAGAGCUCCUCAUGAACCAUGUCUUCCGGAUAUUCGGUAUUCCCCUGGACAUUGUCUCCGACCGAGGUCCCCAGUUCUCGUCCCGGUUCUGGGGAGCCUUCUGCAGGCUUAUUGGGGCCACUGCCAGCCUAUCAUCUGGGUUCCAUCCAGAGUCUAAUGGCCAGACGGAACGGAUUAAUCAGGAUCUGGAGACCACUCUGCGGUGUAUGGCGGCCAGUAAUCCCACGUCUUGGGCCACCUAUAUCAUUUGGGCUGAAUAUGCCCACAACACCCUCCAGUCCUCGGCCACUGGACUAUCCCCCUUUGAAUGCCAGUUUGGAUAUACCCCUCCAUUAUUCCCCGAGGAACAGGCGCAAGUUGGUGUUCCCUCAGCCCAGCGCUUUGUCCAACGCUGUCGGCUAACGUGGAGGAAGGCUAGGCAUACCCUCCUUCGGACCUCCCAGAGAUACCAAAGUCAGGCUAAUCGCCGCCGCCGGACAGCCCCUAAUUUCCGAGCCGGUCAAAGAGUUUGGCUAGCUACGAAGAACCUGCCCCUCCGGGUCGAGUCCAAGAAACUUUCCCAGAAAUACAUUGGCCCUUUUCGCAUAGCAAGGAAAGUUAACCCUGUUUCUUAUCGUUUAUUUCUCCCUCGUUCCCUUAGAAUUAACCCCACGUUUCAUGUCUCAUUACUAAAACCUGUCUUGUCUUCUCCCUUUGCCCCCCCACACAGACCCCCUCCACCUCCCAGGAUCAUCAACGGCCAGCCAGCCUACACGGUACACCGGAUACUGGACUCCCGGAGGGUCCAGAACUCACUUCAGUAUCUGGUGGACUGGGAGGGCUACGGGCCGGAGGAGCGCUCCUGGGUUCCAGCCAAAGACAUCCUGGACCCAAGUUUGAUCCGAGAAUUUCGCACCCGGAGGCCGGGGUGUUCUGGAAGGAACGUCAGGAGCCGUUCCUAGAGGAGGGGGUCCUGUCAGCAUCCUACCUCCUGUAGUUUGUCUCCAUGCCUCUAGAGGUCCCCUGUGUUCCCCUCUGCCUUAGUUUUUCCACAUGGAUCCUUGUUAGCAUUAUCCAGG